This is a messenger RNA of Rhopilema esculentum, 2747 nucleotides long. RefSeq names its product stimulated by retinoic acid gene 6 protein-like. The record is from RefSeq and is a predicted model, not a curated record. Gene Ontology annotation, molecular function: signaling receptor activity; retinol transmembrane transporter activity. Gene Ontology annotation, cellular component: plasma membrane. Gene Ontology annotation, biological process: vitamin A import into cell. NCBI's taxonomy places the organism in Eukaryota, Metazoa, Cnidaria, Scyphozoa, Rhizostomeae, Rhizostomatidae.
AGGAUGUAAACAUGCAAAAACAAGCGGUGGUGUCAAAGAUUAAAAUCAAAACCAUUGUUGCAUUUCCAUAUUCAUGAAUAUUCAUUUAAAUCUAAACGAAUGAAGUUUUUAAGUUUGUGGAAGAGAUGUGACCCGAAAUUGUUGUUGAUGUUGCUAUUGUCCAUUGAAAAGUAAUACUGUUUACUUUUGUCAAAUAGCAAAGUCCAAAUGGAGAGGUAAUAGAUAUUAUUCCAAAUAUAAGCCGUGUUAACCGAAAGCAAUACCAUGGACUAUUUGCAACGAAAUGCAAAUGUCAGUGCGAUCAUAAAUACUUUAUUCGCGUACCAGUAUCUAAAUACGACAACAGAUCCUUCAAAACUCGGCGGUGCUCUUACCGUUGUACUACAAUCAAAUCCACAGUUGAUGCGCUUGGUGAAUUCCACAGGAUUGAGCUUGCAGACCGUAACAUCGGUAAUUGUGGAUAUCUACAACUGUGUCAACAAAACUAUCAGUGCUGAUGGGAAUCCGAUGUCAUUAUGUCUUGGUAUUGAGAAGACAAAUGAGCGAUAUUCACUGGAACAGUGUUUGGAUUUGAAGGCUGAUACAAAUGCUUUAGUGUUACUUGUGCUUGGUGUUUUUAGUUUCUUCUUUCUCAUUGCUGGCUCAUUAUUGAAUAGGCGCAAAAGUGCCUGUUUGAAUUUUUUGCAUGGAAGGCCAGCACUAGUUGUGCCAUUGAAUAUGCUUGAUAGUUACGAAAAUCGCUUUGGGUGUGCUCUGGCAUUUGGUGUAACUACAUCUUAUUGUAUUGAUGUUCUAUUUGGAAGUGCACAGACUGUAGUAGGUUCCAGAAUUGGUAAGGUUAUUGGUGCUGCACCAAGCUCAGUUAACUUGGUCUUCAAGAUCGUAUCUGCUAUGGUGAUUGCCAAUGCAGCAUUCCCAUUGUUUGUUUGCAUCAGAACAAAGUUCAAAAUUAUUGGAUCACUAUUUGGCAUAUUUUAUUGCACUGCUUGGAUUGUUCUGCUUUAUGUGAAACUUUACUUGUAUUAUCAUAUGUGUGUAACAACACUAUCAUUAAGAUCUGAGAUUACGCAACUUUUCGAAAGCUUAGGGGAAAUUCCUCAGCUUAUUUGCCUGGUUGCAUUGCUUGUGAGAUUUACCAGGGUGCUGAUUCAUCAUUCAUUAAAAAAGAAAGGGGCCAGAUCGCGUCAUGCAGAAACAUUCCAGCAGUUUCAAGAGACAUAUAUGCUAAAGCAUGUUGCAAAUUUACUAAAAGCUGUCCCAAAAAUGGAAACUGGUGGCACAGAGAGCCUAAAAUUGAAAAUCAGAAAGAAAGUUUACAAGUGGAAGCCAGAAUUCCGAUACUCAACUAGAAUCAUUUCAGCUUUCAUGGUCUCUGGUAUAACAAUCUACAUUAUAACGGUUAAAUUAUUAUUCACUGUAUGGUAUUUCGAUUUCGUCCUGGAAGAUUUUGUGCAAACUGAGAAAUUCAAGACAACUAUAAAUAGAUUCUUUCCAGACGACAAAACUUUGUUGUAUGAGAUAGGGAUACAUUUAGAUAUUUGGAUUGUUUGUUUGUAUGUUGCAAUUGGUAUCGCAUCUGUGAAGACCUACCUUGUUUUUCUGAAUAUGCUCUCAUGGUACAGGGGUCAUAUUACUCGGCUACGUAAAGGCGAAAAAUCUUGGCUCCCUUCAGCUGUGCGAAAGUUGUCUGCCUCACCACCUAGUUUGUUGGCUGCUGGAAUGAAGUAUGCUGGAUUCCAAGUUGCUUAUACUGCUUGGGCCUUCAUGAUAACUGUGUUUCUUCUGUUACUUAUUCUUGGUGCAGCAUCUUCAUUUCUAAUCUACCCAGCUUUCAAUGGCAAAUCUGCCUUUAUAUUGGAAUUUCUAGCCCAGAUUUGGCCAGCGAUAUUGCUUUCUGUGCUUCUCUAUCUGUCUCAAUUUUUGUCAGCAAAAUACCUGUUUUUGCAGCAAAGUGGUGCAGUUAUGUCCAUUGACAAUAGAAGUAUCUUCCACCUGUCUUCGUAUUACAUGUUCUUCUUCAAUAUGUUCCUUGGUUUAUUCUCGUGCCUUAUGCGUAUCAUAAAGGGGCUCGUUAUUGGCGUCCUGUUUCUUGAACGCGUCCAGAAGAGUCUUUUGCCCCGUUCAUUUGAAAAUAUGGACCCAGGUUACUAUGCCUACGUUGGAUAUAUCUUGGUUGAGCAUUAUCAUGCUAAUCCAGUGCAAUGCGUGUUUUUCUAUUUGCUGAAAGAACAGCUAAAGGCAGUAAAAAGAAAAAGAGCUUCAAUGGCUGUUAUCAUUAACAAUGACUUUAUUGUAAACGGUGAAACUGUGUCAAAGGGAAUUGACUUUGAGAUGCAAGACAUGCAGUUCAGCAAGGAGCUGAAUCUAUUUGACAAAAGAAAGAUCAUUCGUAACAAAUGGUAUUUAUGUUAUACUUUGGUCAACAACCCAUCAUUGGUCAAGUAUAGGAAAAGUAAUCUUGAUGAGAAAGAAGAAAAUUUAUCGGAAACGGAACAAGCGGACAGUAUUGAAGAAGAACAAAAUGAAGAUGUAGCAGAAGAGAAAUGAAACUUAUGAUGUAUAACAUCUAGAAGAUAUUCUGCUAGCAAGCUUGUCGUCUAAUUUAUAAUUUUUGGCUUUUGCGAAAGACGUUGAAAAGAGUAAAACUCUCAUUUCCAGAUUUUCACUUAUAUUUUUAUUAUAUGGAGCGCAUAUAUUGCUGUUAAUAAUAUUUAAAUCUCUACUGACUAGCUGAAGUUGAUACUUGU